AUGGUCAAUAGGGGGCGUCUAUAGAGGUUUGUGGAAAAGCACCUUACAACAUGUUUCCUGAUGGAGAGAAAACGGAAGAGAUGCUGAUGAAAGCGUACGUUUCUCUGGGAUAGUUUCAUGAAUGCAGCACAUGAAACACUCGAAACCUGAGGCUGAUGUGGUGGAUGUGAUCGAGUUGAUGUCGUCAUUGCAUUCCUUCGAACAUUCGCGUUUGUUUCAUUCUGAUUUCGAGCGGUCGUGAUGCUGGAUGCUGUUUAUAGCAAAGAACGGGACUAAAACACGGAAAGACGGGAAGAAGAGGCCCUGUGUCCUGCUUUAAUCGAUAUCCACCACCGCUUCUCCAUCACUGAAGCAUGGACAGAUUAGAGGAACUUGUGAACCAGUGGAUUUGGCGGCAGGAUUUCUGGCUUCCUCCUGGCGUUACAUGGAAAGACAUUGCUGAAGGGACGACAGAUGGAAGUCGUUAUCCCGUACCCCGCGACUUGCUCAUCUCCCUGCCCUUGGCCCUGGGUUUCAUCGCACUGCGGUUUGUUUUUGAAAGGGUUGUGGCACUGCCGCUCAGCCGGUGGUUGGGCGUCCGGGACAGGGUUCGUCUGCGGGUCACACCCGUCCCGAAGCUGGAGGUGUUUUACCUGCAGAAGAAGCAGCAGCCGUCUCAGAACGAUCUGCUGGUUCUGGAGAAGCUCUGUGGACUCUCUCAGCGUCAGAUCCAGAGCUGGCUGCGUCACCGUCGACACCAGGACCGUCCCAGCAGCACCCGGAAGUUCUGUGAGGCCUCGUGGAGGUUUGUGUUUUAUCUGGUGGCCUUCUCAGCUGCUCUCGUCUCACUCAUUCAUACUCCGUGGUUUUGGGAUCAUCGGGAAUGCUGGCGCGGAUACCCAAGACAGGCCGUAACAGAAGCUCAGUUCUGGUAUUACAUCGUGGAGUUAGCCUUCUAUCUCUCGCUUCUGCUCUGCAUAUCGGUGGACAUAAAGCGCAAAGACUUCAAAGAGCAAAUCAUUCACCACAUCGCCACCAUUUUCCUCAUUGCUUUCUCGUACUGUGCGAACUAUGUGCGAGUGGGAACCCUGGUGAUGCUCGUCCACGACUCUGCUGACUUCCUGUUGGAGUCUGCCAAGAUGUUCAAUUAUGCUGGAUGGAGAAAGACCUGCGAUGCCUUGUUUGUCGUUUUCGCCGCUGUAUUCCUAGUAACUCGCCUCGUGGUUUUUCCAUACAGAAUCGUCUACACAGCUGUGGUGGAUUCGUUGGACGUCUUUCAUCCGUACCCUGGUUAUUAUUUCUUAAAUGGCCUUUUGCUGGUUUUGCAAGCUCUGCAUGUCUUCUGGGCUUGGUUGAUUCUUCGAAUGGUUCACAAAUUUAUCUUUUUAGGCAAAGUGGAACGGGAUGAACGGAGCGAUGAAGAGAGUGAAGCUGAUGAAGAAGAAGGUGGAGAAGGAGAACACACCUGGGAGCAGAAAAAGGGUGCUUUUAACACAAAAUUGGCAUCGUUAGCCAAUAACUGUGUUCUGAACAAUUUAACAAAUCAGAGGCGAAAAAUGAAUAGUAAAACUCUGAAAGCCAGAUAGUAAUGCUACUUUAUGUAUUUAAACGUGUUAAAUCAUCUCCAACUUUCUUGGCUUACCUUGUUUGCCAAGGUCCUACUGUAAUUUCAGACCGCUGGUGUUUUGGUUGCGUGAAAACAUAAUGCGUAGUCAGUAUAUUGCGUAAAAC
Molecule: messenger RNA, 1710 nt
Organism: Carassius carassius (crucian carp)
Lineage: Eukaryota; Metazoa; Chordata; Actinopteri; Cypriniformes; Cyprinidae
Gene: cers4a
Product: ceramide synthase 4a
Exons: 11
Coding region: 354-1565 (403 amino acids)
Biological process (GO): ceramide biosynthetic process
Cellular component (GO): membrane
Molecular function (GO): sphingosine N-acyltransferase activity; DNA binding
Source: RefSeq, a predicted model, not a curated record